Tigriopus californicus is the source of this 2739-nucleotide messenger RNA. RefSeq names its product innexin inx2-like. Gene Ontology annotation, biological process: phototransduction. Lineage: Eukaryota; Metazoa; Arthropoda; Copepoda; Harpacticoida; Harpacticidae. Gene Ontology annotation, molecular function: gap junction channel activity. Bases 1029 to 2399 code for a protein of 456 amino acids. The transcript has 2 exons. Gene Ontology annotation, cellular component: plasma membrane; gap junction. The record is from RefSeq and is a predicted model, not a curated record.
UUGCUGUAUGCCAUGUACAAAUCACAGGGUCCUCCGCCCAAACUUAACGCCCACACAGCUUUGAAAUGAAAACAUCCACCAAUGUCUUCAAAGUCUCAAACUCCUCUGCCACUUCUCACCACAGACGAUGAUGAAGAUUAGUACAGCCCGACAAUUUAUGUACUGAAUGAAUGGAUUAUACGAGUUGGACAAUCUGUAUUGAAGUCUUUUUAAAGUUAUAGCACGAUCAGAUUUGACACUUGAAAUUGAUGGGAAAAAAUUACAUAUAAUCUGAACAAAGGUUCCAAGAGCAAACAAUCGAUCCUCAUUACUCUUUGUCUAUAGUACUGUACUGUAUCUGAAAUAGGUUCAAAGAAGACAAGGACUUUUAAAACGCCAGGCACUGUAAUGAUCUCCACCAAGUCAAAGCGGUGGGAUUCAAAUGCUAUUCAGGAGUGAUACCACUGCCAAAAUUAUCUUCCACAUCGUUGUUGAUGCAGUUGUUGCAUGGGUUAAUAACAUAUGCUUCAAGUCCUUAAUAUGACCCGCACUUUCUCAGCUGAGGAAAUCGAGAGGCCCGUAACAGGCAGGCUCCUUCACAGGGCAAUAUGGGGAUAUUUUUAGCGUGUGUGUGACUAAUUUAAAACGUAAUGAAGGAAACCGGUUGGGUUUGGCACACUGUUGGAAGUCGAUCAUGUCAGCAGUUGAAAAAUGAACAUCAGAGGCCCAACUCGACGUACAUCUGGUGAAAAUUUCCACGGAAUCACAAUCGCUUGAUGGGAGUGAAGUGUGAGUUUGCAAAGCGUUACGUCCGCAUUUAGGCCGUGAGAGUUUCAUAGUCAAAAUAACAUUCAUUGACGAGUAAAGGCCAUAAUGACGCGUCGGGAUCAAUUGGAUCAAUUCCAUGUCAAAACGUGAGCAGAUCGUGGUCAAGAUUUCCGAGUUUGAAGAGAGGAAAUCAGCUCCUUGAUUUCCUCUGAUCGUCGCUCAAGAUUCUCUCUCCAAGAGAAGAGCUCCUUCUCGAGCGAGCGGGAGAACCACAAAAGCUCAUGGCGCAUUUGGUUGAGGACAUCACCAAAUACUUUGUGUUUGAGGACACAGACAUUGACAAUUGGCACUUCAAGCUCCAUUCCAAAGGAUGUGUGAUCUUGUUCUUUGCCGGAUCCAUGGUGGGCGUGAUGAGCCAGUACUUUGGCGAGCCCAUCCAGUGCGACUUCAAAGGCGUCGAUGGAGAGACAGCCAAAGACUAUUGCUGGAUCCACGGUUCCAGUUACAUACCGACGCAAUAUCAGGCCCAUAUGGACUGUAUAGCGGACAUGGAAGGUGUGACCAGGAAAGAGGAGGCUCCAGACACCUCCUACUACCAGUGGGUCACAUUCAUGCAACUCUUUCAAGCGGGCCUCUUCAUGGUGCCCAUUCGCAUCUGGCGCUCCCUCGAAGGAGGCCUCAUUGCCUCGUUCGGUACCGAGGGCAAGUCCGUGGUCAUGCUCACCGAGGAGGCCAAAUAUGAUGAUGGCGUGGUGAUGGAGGUGGUGGUGGAGAAGUUUGUGAAAUAUUUCCGUACCCUUCUGCAUCACAAUCAAAAAUAUUUCAUCAACUUCCUCUUAUGUGAACUAAUGAACUUUGUCCUGCUCUUCUUCAACAUCUGGGCCACCAACAUGUUCCUUCAAGGCCAAUUCAUUGGCUAUGGAUGGGGCGUGCUCAAGUGGUAUUCGCUCUCGAAGCCCGAGCGCCAACUGGCCGUGAGUCCUUUUUGCGCCACUUUCCCCAAGGUCGUGAGUUGUGAUGUGCCUUCCAUUGGUGCGGCGGGUCACGAGCAGUGGCACAACGGCCUUUGCAUCCUCUCCCAAAACAUUAUCAAUGAGAAGAUGUACCUCAUGCUGUGGUUCUACUUGGUCUUUUGCGUUUUCGCCACCACCCUCUUCCUCUUCUACCGGGUGUGCACCCUUUUCUUCGAGCCCAUCCGCUUCUACCUUCUGUACAAUCGGAUCAGCCACAAAUACGAUGAGGAGAUCCGCGUGGCCUUGAAGUUUGUUCUGGAUCGGUGCUACAUCGGCGAUUGGUUCGUCCUUCUUCAAUUGUGCCGGAAUGUGAACGUGUAUUUCUACCGUGAAUUCAUCAAAGGCAUGGCCAACGAGCUGGCCAACCACCCCAAGAUGAAAGGUCACAUUCGACGACUGGUAAUGUCACCAGAUUUUAUUGCGGGUGUUCACAGAAACAACGAACUUAGGGCCAGCAUUUCACUUGAGAACCCUGAGGGCGCCAUCAAAGUGCUGGAUGCCACGGUUCAACCUCAUCGUUCGAAGGCGUUCCUUCGCAUAGAGCACGAGCAUAAACUCCGCCCCCACCUCCAACAGCAUGGGCGUGGCAAGCGCGGCAAGGGCAAGGGCAAAGGCCGGGGCAAGCGCCUCAUUGUCUAGACAGGGUUCUCAAGUGAAGACCGAAUAUAAGAUUCUUGGCGGAGGAUUAAAAUGAGAAUAGUCACAAAAGCAAAAGCAAAAACGCACGUCUUAUUGUCUCUUUUCCAUCCCAACUUUUAUGGGGGUUGGGCUCGAAUGAAAACGAAUUGAGUCCUUGUCCCUCUUUUUGAAGUUUGUGACUAUUUCUUAUUUACAGAUCCGAAACAAGAAGAACCAAUUGACGCUCAAACUGAUACAGAACCACAACAAUGAGCCCGAUACGAUCCCUGAAGAGGAGGACAGUGAGGCCAAGCACGAGGCCACGAGACUUCUCUCGGAUAAAUAUGACAAUUUCGAUUCC